Molecule: messenger RNA, 850 nt
Organism: Melanotaenia boesemani (Boeseman's rainbowfish)
Lineage: Eukaryota; Metazoa; Chordata; Actinopteri; Atheriniformes; Melanotaeniidae
Product: phospholipase A and acyltransferase 4-like
Exons: 5
Coding region: 134-658 (174 amino acids)
Biological process (GO): N-acylphosphatidylethanolamine metabolic process
Cellular component (GO): cytoplasm
Molecular function (GO): A2-type glycerophospholipase activity; glycerophospholipid phospholipase A1 activity
Source: RefSeq, a predicted model, not a curated record
AAUCAUUUGGAUGUUUUGUUUACAUGGAAACAGCAUUUUUAGAGUCUGGCAACAUUAACUUCUGAAACCAGUUCCCAAAGUAUCAUCGAUCAAAGUUCUGCAGACUAAAGAAACACAGACAUGGUUUGGAAUUAUGGUUUAUUGCAGAGUUUCUCACUGUAAUAAGAAAGAUCCAGAGCUCGGGGAUUUGAUCGAGAUCUACAGAGGAGCUUAUAAUCACUGGGCUGUUUAUGUUGGUGAUGGAUAUGUUGUUGACUUUGUGGAAACUGGGGGUGGUGGUGGAAGCUCCAGCAGUUCAGGCUCUAGUGGUGGACGCUUCUUGAACCUGGUUGGCUUGUCUACUCGUGGGAAAGUGAGAAAAGAGAAGUUGAGGGAAGUGGUGAAUAAUGACCCGUGGAUUGUCAACAACAGCCUUGAUGCUAAGUGCACACCUCGCAAACCUCAUGAGAUUGUAAGCGAGGCUCGUAAACUGGUGGGCAAGAAACUGCCGUACAACUUCAUCACAAACAACUGUGAGCACUUUGCCAAAGACCUACGCUACGGGACGGCCGUGUCCGAGCAGGUAGAGGAAGUAGAAAGAGAUGGUGUGGCUGGAGCAGUCGCUGGUUUAACUAAGAGGUUUGUGAUACGUAACGUGUUGGAUGCCUACAAAAAUUAAAAUACAUAAAUGACAAGAUUAUAAAUGGUGACUCCGUUUAAAAUCCCUGUGUAUUUUCAAGUCACGUCACAGUUUAUUUUCAUUCAAUGUGUUCAUUGAUGGAAGUGUUCUUAUGUUCCUCUGAGAUAUUGAGCUCUUUUCCUCUGACAUUUCUUCAUGAAGGUUUGGAUAAUAAAGAAUAUUUUGUGUGAA